This is a messenger RNA of Chaetomium globosum CBS 148.51, 936 nucleotides long. RefSeq lists its product as uncharacterized. The record is from RefSeq and is a predicted model, not a curated record. The transcript has 2 exons. The coding region runs from base 1 to 936 and encodes 311 amino acids. NCBI's taxonomy places the organism in Eukaryota, Fungi, Ascomycota, Sordariomycetes, Sordariales, Chaetomiaceae.
AUGCCGAAACAGACGAGUACUACUCUACCUGUGCCGGAAAUUGGGUUGAAGGGGCUGGGCGCGCCAUCCGACGGCCUGUACCUGAGGGAGGACAUCGAAAUCAAGUGCAACAUCACAGUGCUCAGUUUUGUCAAGUCGCAAUUAAGAAAGGCCGGCGGCGAGAUGGUCAAGCGCAUUAUCAAGAAGGCAGAGCUGUUGGAUGCCGGGGUGCUUCAGGCCAUGAUCGAGGACGGAAAGCUCAGGACGAUCAACCCAGCCGACAGAAGCAGCCAGCUCAAAUCACCACUCCCGUCUCCUACCAGCCUCCGGUACUCGCCAUCCGUCAGCGGCUCGCCCCCGUUGGGGUCACCGCCCAUUCCAUAUCAGGUCCCCCGGGUGCAAUCGUCAUAUGCGGGAUACCAGCGGCCUAGCACCUCUGGUUCGCAAGGUGUCGUGGCGUACGGGAUGCAGGAGGGUGCCCAAGAACUUCCAGCUGGGCAUGCAGGACAAGCAAGUCCACCAGCACAAGCCCCCAUCGAGAUGCCCGGCGACUUCUAUUAUACGUCCCCUAACCUGCAAUCCGACCGGCAAUCACCACCUCAGGCGUUCCGGUCAUCCCCCCCUCCCAGCAACCGAGAAUCAUUUAUUGACCCAACCCAAUCGUCCAACACAAGCCCGAACCCAUCGGUGGGCGGCCAGUGGACGACGCCGGGUCCACGACCCAUCUCGGGGUCCUCGGGAGCCCCGAGCCCUGGCCUGGACAACAAGGGUUUCCCAGCGCCCCUUGCCCCUCACAGAGAGACCGCUAAGGAGCACCAGGACGACAAGAAGGCGCCCACCCGGGCGCCGCAGCCGCCUCAAUAUGUGCCCUACAACCCGGCUGACUACGCCAAGAGGCCGCCAGGGCAACCCCAAUACGGGCAUGGUCAAUUGGACCAGAGGUACAGUUAUACGUGA